Messenger RNA from Vollenhovia emeryi, 1795 nucleotides. RefSeq names its product DNA-binding protein Ets97D (gene Ets97D). Bases 291 to 1541 code for a protein of 416 amino acids. Gene Ontology annotation, cellular component: nucleus. Gene Ontology annotation, biological process: regulation of transcription by RNA polymerase II; cell differentiation. Lineage: Eukaryota; Metazoa; Arthropoda; Insecta; Hymenoptera; Formicidae. Gene Ontology annotation, molecular function: DNA-binding transcription factor activity, RNA polymerase II-specific; sequence-specific DNA binding. The transcript has 6 exons. The record is from RefSeq and is a predicted model, not a curated record.
UGGAAUCAGUCGAAGAAAACGGUAUGUAUCAAGUAAAACGCCGGCGUGGCCGCUCUCAGAUUUCUUUCUGGGUAUACAAAGCGUCCGACACUCGAGACGUGUUUAUUGGUGACACGGAUGACUGGUUUAUCUAAGGUUGGCGAGGAAUAUUAACCUAAAAUACGAGUCGCUUACCUGAUUGGGGAGCAUGGAUCUGGAGAAUCGCCGGAAAGAUUCUGAGAAAAGGUUAACGAAGGAGUUAAUGUCCUAGCCUUGUUAGCUUCGACACCGAUGACGAUUCCGAGUAUGCUAUGAUACGGCAAAUUAAAAUGGAGCCAGAACCAAUGUUCUCACCAUCUGAGGAUGAUAUUAUGGCGCAGCUGCAACAGGAUAGCUCCGAUCUGGAUGUCGAGCCCAACUUCGCCUUGGAGGGCUCCCUGAACGGCGAUAUUUUCAACGACGGCGUGCUAAUGCAGCACAUGGACAUUAGGGAGCCCUUGUCCAAGUUGAGGACCCUCUUGGAGGACAAGCUCACCAUAGAUUUAAAGAAUUAUUCAUUUUGGUUACAAAACGCACAGAUGCUGGAAAGCCACAAAAAUUUGGUCGAUCAAUGUGUCCAAGGAGAAGGGCUGGUUCAGAUUAAUGUACAAAUAAAGCCAAUGCAGAAACGUAUCAAUAUAGUGGACGUUCUUAAGCCAGCGGACGAUUAUAUUGAAGUUGUGGAAGAUAAUUCACCGGUGUCUACUGCUCAGGAAAACAAGCGGAAUGUCAUAAAGUGGAUGAUAGACGCGCAGUAUAAAAAGGACCAGGAACGAUUAAAAAUACCAAAUGAUCCGAGGGACUGGUCAGAAACGCACGUGAAACAUUGGCUGCAAUGGGCUGUUAGACAAUUUAACAUAGUAUCGUUACGUUUGGCUGACUGGAAUAUAACUGGUGCGCAAUUGUGUAAUCUUACAAUGGAGGAGUUUCAUGCAAAAGUGCCUCUUGAUCCAGGAGACGUGUUUUGGACACAUUUCGAACUUCUUAGGAAAUGCAAAUUCGUCGCUGUAGUACAAAAAGAUGCACCCGAUACACCCAAUGAAGGCGUUGCAGAGAAGUCGAUUAAAGCACGACAUCCGAAAGUAACGAAAUCGAAAUCUACGGUAAACCAACAGGCGCGUACAGUUAAUAUGCCAUUAGAGAAUGUCGAUCCGACUUCGAUCACUAUUGCCGGUUCUAGUCGUACCGUUAAUAGCGGCCAGAUACAGCUGUGGCAAUUUUUGUUGGAAUUAUUAACGGAUAGAGAAUACAGAAGUUCGAUUCAGUGGGUGGGGACCGAAGGAGAAUUCAAACUUAAUAAACCGGAGGCGGUGGCGCAAUUAUGGGGUGCUCGCAAAAAUAAGCCGUCGAUGAAUUACGAGAAGUUGAGUAGAGCACUUCGGUAUUAUUAUGACGGCGACAUGAUUUCUAAGGUUCACGGUAAACGAUUCGUCUACAAAUUCGUUUGCGAUUUGAAGCAAUUGCUGGGUUAUUCAGCGGCAGAGUUGAGUAAACUUGUUGAGGAAGGAAGACGAUAUUUCUGAUGAAACCGUAUUUUUCUUUACUGCUAAUAAAAUAGAUUUUAUUGUAACCAUCUUGUCAUGUCGAUGUCAUUAUUAUGUUACGUAGUAUGUAUAAUCAUUUCUAUUUUAAGUCAUAAUAUGGAAAAAUCUCAACAGAAUAAUUAUUCUGUUGGGAAAUAGAUUUUAUCAUUUAGAUAUACUGUGUUAUUUCUUUAUUGGCUAUAAAUUUCUUUGCGCGUCUUUCCAAUAAACUGAAUAAUAGAUUUUACGAGUAA